Messenger RNA from Loxodonta africana (African savanna elephant), 669 nucleotides. Its product is annotated as putative HTLV-1-related endogenous sequence. Lineage: Eukaryota; Metazoa; Chordata; Mammalia; Proboscidea; Elephantidae. Bases 1 to 669 code for a protein of 222 amino acids. The record is from RefSeq and is a predicted model, not a curated record. The transcript has a single exon.
AUGCCGAGGAGCCGCUGCUGCCACUACCGUCACCCGGGGCCCCUUACCGCUCCGCGCGCCCCGCCCGGCCCGCGCCGCACCCCACCCGCUUCCCUCAGCCGGCGCCGGCCCCCCGCCCCCGCCCCGCGCGGCGGCCGCCGCUCCCCUCAGCGGCCACGCACGCACUUUGCGAACCUCUGGCGCUGUCACCGGGUCCCCGAAGCCAGCGUCUUCCAACGUCUCGCGCUCCCUCCCGGUCUCUGUUCCCGGCGCCACGGCGGUCCUGCCGCUACCGCCGCCGCCGCCGCUUGGCUGGUUACACGCCUGACUCUGGGCGAGGUUUGGCGGUGUCGCCUUGACGUCAGGCGUUCAGCCUCGCUCUCGCUUCCGUCCGCGGGCGGGGCGCGAGGGGCGGGGCGGGCCGCCGCGUGGAGGCGGGGCCGCUGCGCGCGGGGGUCCUCGCUGCGGGCCUCCUGCCCCGCCUCCCGCUCUGCACGGGGCGCAGGCCGGAUUCUCGCGGCGCCUUUUGCGGCACUUGGGCGGCGGAGUUUCCUGCGUAGUUUCCUUCGUGUCUCCAACACAUCUUCAACCACGCCUCAGUCGGCCGGCUGGAGGGCUGGAUCUUGUGUCAGCAACCCUGAGGGCGCGCCCUUACCACCCCAGUGGGUUACAGUAAUGCAAAGGGCUUAG